GUGUACUAUAUGGUGCUGGUCGUGCUGCUGUGGACCAACCUACAGACGGAGUGGUCGCCGGAAGCCUCCCCUGACAGUGUCCUUCUGUCAGACGACAACCGACACCGUCACCUGCCAGUGGUGAGCUACCUGGCAGUGGUCAUGUGGUACCUGGCGUUGAUAGGCCUGGUCACCUGUGUCCUGCUCUUCGUCGGGUUGUGUAAGGACGUGAAGUUACUGUUGCUGCCGUGGCUGCUGGACGCCGCUAUCGUCGUCAUCGUCGACGUGGUCUUCAUCGUCUAUAUCGCCUAUCAGGAACGAUUGAACAUGGAUCCCACUGUAGCCAUCACGUUCACUAUCGACUUCUUUCUGCUGGUUUUACAUACGUACGCUCUACUCUGUGUGACGUCACAGUACCAGGAGUACCGGGACGGUCGAGGUACAGCGCGGGACGAGAGGGGCAGAUCGCCGCCUAUCAUCCGGUAUACACGUCAGUCGACCCUCAACAGCGGGGUAGAGAACACCCGGAGAACUGUCACCUUCCUGGACCACGGCGGGCUGAAUGGCUUCUCUCCAUCCCGACAGCUGUGUGCUCUGCCCGGCUCUCGCUCCCCUUCCUCAGUGUCCAAGGACAUGGACGGUGGUAAGGUUGAUGACCGGGCGCGCUCCCCCACCACCAACUUCCUGCUGCCAUCUGCACCGCCCUUCGCUCCCACACCCUCAAGGAAUGGCAAGACCCACGUUCAGUUCCUCACCCACAGUCCUGUGCCAGAGACAAAUCCAACAGAGAUAGAGAUAGAUGCAGUAACAAGUGUAUCCCUGGAAGAGACUGACAGCCCCAGGGUAGGACCCCGUGACCCUACUACACCUAGAGAGGUCACUCUCUCUUGUAUCUCCUCUUCUGCCUCAAUGGGUCCAGAGGCCACACCUCUCAUUGAGCCAGAGUCUCCUGAAGAGGUGAACAGGUACUAAAUUCUCUUUUGAUAAAGGAAAUAAACUCACUAUUAAAGUUUUCCUGAAGAAGUGGUAAGGUACUAAAGAUUUCUGUUAAGGAAUUUUUUCUUGUGUUAUAAAAAAUAUACUGUACUUCAUGCCAUGAAGUAAUUUUUGGGCAAGAAAGUUCUGUGUUUAAAUUUAAAGUGAGUGAAUGAUGAACCAACCAGUGGAAUUCCACAUGAAUGAGCAAAAAGUCAUGAAAUUCUUUAAUAAUUGCAUCAUCCCAACUGAGGUGAGUAAAGAUUAAUAUAGUUACUAGUGAGAUGCACUGUAUCAGUGUUAGGUGGUCAUAUUACAGAAGACAGCAAGAAAAAAAUUAGGGUAAGUCAAAAGUAAUUUUUUUGCUUAUAAUGAGGAUUUCCAGAAAUACUGUAACUGGAAGCCUUCAUUUAUAUUCCCAUAAAUUGCUUGUUGACAUUUCUGACAUAUCCAACCAGAGAUUCACUAGUCAUAUGUAUAAGUAAUGUUCAGUGCUGCAGUGUUUGUGCAUAAUGAAAAGUGUUGAAAAUAUUUUUAAGAUAAUCCAAGAGAUAUAUAGUAAUUAAGAAGAUUGGCUACACCUCUCAGGUAAGAGUGACGGGUCUUUUGCUGGAUAAGCAAGGGUGUCCAUGGACUAGUACCUUACAUUAGUCAGAUAAACCUCAGUUAUCUCCUCUUGAGCACAAAAUGACACACAGUAAUAGUAAUCUUUUGCAAAGCAAAUCUCAAAAUAUUUAUUGCUGCUUAUUUUUGCAAUGAUAUUAAUAUAUCAAGUACAGUGCUAAAUUAAGUGCCAAAGGAUGUACCCUUUCAUAUAUAGAAACAUAAUCAUCAGCAUUCACAGAAAAAUUUUUGUCAAACAGAUUUUAACCAUUUGGAUGUUACUGUACAAGAGUGGAAAUAUUUGCAUGGAUAUCCCAGGGACCUUGUACCAGCACCCCAUGGCAUUGACAUAAUAUGUGAAGAAAGAUGUUUUAGAAGGAAGUGUAUUACUGUACAUGUUACAUUUUAUCUGCAUUAAAAUAAGUUUACCAGAUGGUAGGCUUGUAAGCAGAAAGAAUUUAUUGAUAAGCCAAUGUCAACUUCAGAAGAAAAAUCCCAAGGCAGCUUGGUGAAAUACCUGUACACAGCUCCUGGUCUAGUUGAUGAUUGGUCUGUGGAGUUGCUCACACCAAAAGACUUUUAGUACACCUGCAUUAUAAGGAAAGGGGUCGUUACAACCUCACUCACCAUCUCAUUGAUGCCCCCGUCCCCUUUUUUUUUUUUUACAACAUUUGGGGUAGUACAGUAAUAACAAAGAGGAAUUCCAAACAUUGGUUUACUUUUAGGUAAUCCAGCAAAUUGGGUACAGUACUUAAAAGUAGCUCGAUGUUCGGGAUUCCUCUUUGGAAUUACUGUUCCGAAUGUAAAAAAAAGGUACGAGUCAUCGUUGUGUCAGUUAAUACUCCUAACAAAAACUCAUUUCAAAUUAAUUGAGUUUUUGUACAUUAAACAAAGAAAUAUUUUGUGUGUCAGGUGAAUUGUGUAAAAAAGAAAUUAUGUAUUACAAUAGUCUUGCGGAGUAGUGUAGACUCUCACAUUGUUUUUAUAUUAAUUGUAAAACUCUAAUACAUUUUGUAAACCUUAGUCUAGAAUGAACAAGGCCAAUGGAUCCUUCUAAUAGAUCAAUUCUCAUCUCCCUCAACAAGCUUCUCCAGGUUAAACUAUAGUCAAUAAGAGCCACAGCUCUCCCUGGGUACCUAAGAACAGUACAGUACUGAGCAGUUGUCAUGAGACUAAAGAAGCCCAAAUCCUGUUUGAUAGCUAGUUACCACCCAGCUUUCAAGAAUCACUUGCCAUAUAAGAAUUCAGUGUGUAAAAAUAUUGUAAUUGGAGAAAUUUUGUUUAGUGACUAAUUUAGUCCUUAAUUGUGUGAAUUGCUUCUCAAGCAUUUUGAUAGUAGAAACCCAGCAGUGCCCAUCACUGAAGAAAUAUAUCUGCCACAAUUUUUUUUUUAAUAGAAACCCAUGUGGUAGCUACUGUUAACUAAUACAGAAGAUGAUGACAUUGGUGAAGCAAAUUUUUUAUAAGUGUUGUACAUUUCUUAAUAUUUACAUGCAGUGGAAAAGAUACAAUUAUACCCAAUUCCCCCCAUUAACAUCGUUGUUAGGUUCCUGAAAAUCACGACUUUAAGUGAAAAUGAUUUUACCAUAGACACAAUGUAUAAAAAGGGGUUAUGUUCCUUGUGUACAUUUCCAGUCAAAAUUUUCUCAAGACUUGCUAAAAAUGUUUCACUUUCAGCAUUAUCACCUUGUUUUAAUGUUUCAAAUAAGCUUGGAACUUUCGCCUGUGUGGAGAGCAACGAACAUGAAACGUUGUUGAAGUUGAUCCUUGAUUCAGAUGUUCAGCAUUCUUUCCAUAUUUUCCAUUAUGCCACUUCUAUUACGAGUUAACUUUGUAGCAAAUAAUGGAAUAACACUUUGGUACACAAUUCAAUAUUUUCUGCAUUUCCACAAAUUAUUCUUACCUACAGUUGUAGGCUGCAAACUGAAUGCCCACAGCUCACUGUCCUCCUUCAAAUCUCUCUGCCACAUCUCAUUUAACUUCUUUCUGUGACCACAACCCGUAGUGGUGCACAGUGCAUGUUUAGCACUCAUUGUUCUAGGGCUCAAAUAAAUUUAUAAUUGGAUUUUACGUCAAUGUUGGAAGAGCAUCAACCAACCACCGAACAAUAACAAAUAUGGUGCCCACGCUGGUCGUUUACACAGCCAGCUGUUAUCACAAUCAGGCACUGAGUAUCUUCAUACUGAAGUUUUAAAAUUGUUGUACAUUCCUCAUUUUCGUAUAAAUAUAUAUAUUUUUUUUUUCAACAAUGUUAUAAUGAAACGACUUUGACUGAAAUGACGUUAAUGGGGGAAAUUAGUACUGUAGAUGUGUGUCACAAUACAAAAAUAAGUGGAUAUGUGUGCAAUGUACGGACAGUUGGGGACUUUUCGGCUGAUACCCUAAGCAGCCUCAGUCCACUAUCUUCGUAAGUGUGAACCCUGUGAAUAUCAACGUGUGAAUCCAAAUCCAACAAGUUAUUUGAGGAGUCGUGAGAUGCACACAGUAUCCUAGGACUAGAAUAUUUUAAAGUAGCUUGUUAUAAUUUUACUAAUUACAUGGUCCAUCCAGCAACAUUGAUACUUAAAAAGCUUCUUUGUUUAUACAGUAUAUGCUCUCAUAGAUUAAUUGGUGUAUGUAGCAAAGGAACUUAUCACAUUAUACACCUAAUCAGCAUGUGGGCAUGGCCAAGGUCAAUCACAGGUUGUAUAAUGUGAUAAGCGACAUGCUACAUCAGCUAGUUUAUGAGAGCAUAGGUAAACAAAGAAGUAUGUAAAACAUCAACGUUGCUGGACCAUGCAUUGAGUAAAUUUAUAACAAGCUGCUUUAAAAUAUUCUGGCCCUAGGCUACACUGUGCACCUCACAUCCUGUUGAAUAACUCCGAGGCUUUCGAUUCAUGAGUAGAUAUUCUCAAGGUUCACAUAGAAGGUAGACUGACGGUCCUAAGAAUUCUGCCAAAAAAGUCCCCAACUGUACAAGUCAACAUGUUUGUAUGUACUGUCAAAACAAAAUUAAUUUAUAAUCUGCUUUUGCUGUUCUUUGUAGGUAUCGACUAACAUAUUUUAUUUAUUUUUUUUUUUUAAUAGCCUUUUCCUUACCAUUACUCCACAGUCUUACACUACCCUCUUUCUGCUGUAAAUACAUCAAUCCACCAAUUAAGAUGCCCUAAACAUCUAACUCGAACAUUUAUUAUACUCAUAAACUCACUCUAUCCACCGUGUCCUAAACACCCCAUUAUAUAAAUUAACUUGCCUUAAAUGUCCCACUAUACCCUCACUCCACCAUCAUCACCUGACUAUAUCAUUCAACUAACAUAUAAGCAUCCCACUUCACACCACACUUACCCUCUUGAUUCAACCAAAACACCCCAAUCUCUCCUUAUGCAUGUUCUAAACACCCCAUUAUACAUCCCUCACCUCACCCAAAACACCCCACUAAAUGUACAUCUCAUCCAACCCAAAAUAUUCCAUUAUAUACUUUCUUUCCUCUCACCCCACCUUAAACACCCCA
This is a messenger RNA of Homarus americanus (American lobster), 5047 nucleotides long. RefSeq lists its product as uncharacterized. NCBI's taxonomy places the organism in Eukaryota, Metazoa, Arthropoda, Malacostraca, Decapoda, Nephropidae. The record is from RefSeq and is a predicted model, not a curated record.